AUGCUCCGAUUAAUUGCGACCAUCAUCGUUGCCGCCGUCGUUGGCGUUGGCAUUUGGCUGCCAGCAUCGACGUCGGGCGCAACCCCGGCGGCCACGACGACGACGACGGUGGCAGGCGGCAGCGACGGAGGCGGCACGAGCAGCGAAAGCGACACGAUGCCAAUGCAGCCGGACGCGUCCGGUGGACACUUCUGCCAGAAGCAGUGCCCCUGUCUGGGAAAUGCCAUCGAUUGCUCGAAGAAAAACCUCAAGACGCUGUUCCACCUACCGCACUGGGUGGAAAAUCUGGAACUGGCGUCCAAUCGUCUAACCCAUGAUGUGAUCGCAGCGCAAUUGACCGACCUUAGCAAACUGCAAGUGCUAAACCUGAACCACAAUCGAAUGACCCGCUUGCCGGUGCUGAGUGGCUUAAGGAAUCUGAUUAAACUGUACGCAUCGGGCAACGAAAUCGAUACGAUCGACGUGGAGGCGAUAGCCGCUCUGCCGGCCCUGAAGUUCCUCGAUCUGUCCCGGAACGCAAUCCAGGAGCUGCAAUACACGGCGUUUCCGGACCGGAACAGUCUUCAGUAUCUGAAUUUGAACUUUAACAAACUAACGCUCCUGGCGAAAGGUACCUUCGACCGGUUGGCGUCACUGAAGCGACUAGAAAUUAGCAGCAACGCGUUGGAGGAAGUGCAAAGCUUAACCUUUCAAAACUUGAACCAACUGAAGAGCCUGAAGCUGAACAACAAUCGCAUUCCGGCGCUGAUGGAUGGCGUGUUCCACGGGCUAACGACGAUCGGGUUACUCGAGCUGAACAACAACACCAUUCGCAGCAUCCGCAAGGGUGGGCUGUUCAAUUUGACCAGCCUCACCACGCUGGCCCUGGCCCGGAAUGCAAUCGUCGAGAUCGAGCACUCCGGGUGGGAGUUUACGCCCAAGCUGCUCAGCCUAGAUUUGUCCUACAACCAGCUCCGGUCGCUCGAUCGCUACACGUUCGAGGAACUGUCCGCACUGAAAACGCUCUCGCUGCAGGGCAACAGCAUCACCGCGAUUGGUGAGGGCACGUUCAACGAAACGAGAGCCCUGGAAACGUUGUACCUGAACGAAAAUCGCAUCUCGUGGACGAUCGAGGAUAUGCGUGGACCGUUCCUGGGGCUGGGCAAGCUGGAGCGUUUGUAUCUGAAUGCGAACGAAAUCAAGUCCGUCAGCCGGAAUGCGUUCCUGGGGCUGAAGUCCCUCACACUGUUGGAGCUAAGCCAGAACAACAUCUCGUCGAUUCAGAAUAACGCUUUUAAGGAUACCAUUCGCCUGAAGAAUUUAAUUAUGAACUCCACAAAUCUGCUGUGCGACUGCAAUCUGGCCUGGUUCUACCAUUGGAUCAAGGAGCGAAAAGAGGUGUUCCAGAUCGAUGCCGAGUGUAUCUAUCCGAUUUGGUUACGCAAUCGGCUGAUCCGUGAUCUGCAUGCGACCAACUUUUCAUGCUACGAUUCACCAAAACCGCACCUGAUCGAUGAGCCUCAAUCGCAGCUCGGCAUUCGUGGCACCAACGUCGUGCUCGUGUGCAGGGCCACCUCGACGGCGGCCGACCGGAUGACGUUCAAGUGGAAGCAGGAUAAUCUGGAGCUCCCGGAGACGCAGUAUACCGUGGUUCAUGAUGACAACGAAAACGGCACGAUCGGAAGGUCGGUGUUGACCAUUCCGAACAUACAGCAGCCGGGCGCUGGCAAGUAUCAGUGCAUCAUCACCAACUCUUACGGUGUGGUGUACUCCCAGAAGGUUAAAGUGACCGUCGGGACGUACCCAAAGUUUCGCAAAACACCCACCGACGUGAGUGUGCAAGCGGGCAAAGUGGCCCGACUGGACUGUGAUGCGGCCGGCGAUCCCAAGCCGCAGAUUUCGUGGGAGAAAGACGGUGGCAACGAUUUCCCCGCGGCCAAGGAUCGUCGCAUGCGGGUCAUUCCACACGAAAACGCUUUUCUGAUAUUGAACGCGCGGCCGAUUGACACGGGCGUGUACAGCUGUACGGCGGAAAAUCCGGCCGGCGUCAUCCGUGCCAAUGCAUCGGUGGUGGUGUGGGAGACGCCGUUGAUAUUGCCGGGUGGUGGUGAAUCGAGCGGCAUGGACAGUUUGCUCAUUCCGAUCGGCCAGCCUAGCGUGUUGCGAUGCAAAGCAUCGUCGCCAUCGGCAGCUGGGGGAGGAUCCGGAACGGUUCCGAAGCCAGCUAACGUUUUCUGGCUCAAGGAUGGCGAACCGGUAGCACUGAGUGGCGGGCGUCACUUUGUCACGGACGAGGGUUUGUUGCUACUCAUCGUUGACACGGAGCUGGCCGAUGCCGGUCUGUAUGAGUGUUGGUUCGAGAGUGAGUUGGGUAGCGAAACCGGCUCGACGCGAUUGGUGGUGGUUGAAGGACCCGAGGAUAUGCACGGUUCGGUGCUGGGUGACGGCGGUUACGGAGGAGCAAGCGGCGGAAGUUUGGCGGAGGAAAAUGCAACGGGAUCAUUCGAUUGGAUGAAGGAUUCAACGGUGCAGAUAGUGGCGGUAUUGGUGGCCUGCGUGUUACUCGCACUGGUCGUCUGGUUAAUCGGAAUGUACCGCAUGGAGAAGCGACUUCUUCGUGGCGCUGGAGUUUCCGAGGAUGGCGAGUUUGACCUGGCGACCGGCAUGGAGAUUAACCAGCCGAACUUGAUCGUACGCAGCGGUGUCGGAACGUCGACCACUCCAGCCGGAUACUUCGAGUACCUCAUCCCGAUGGUGGCAAACGGUGGUGGCUCUCUGACGACGAACGUUGAUGAAGAAGAUGUUGAGGGGCGAUCACGAAGCAUGGGCCGUGAUCCACGGUUCUACACAAAGGUUGUGGCGAAAACGAACGCACGGUCCACUGAGCUAGAUUCGGACGAUCUGGAUGAUGAUCUAUCGUCGAAGGAUUCGGGCACCGGCGGUGAUUGUGCAUCGGCCACGGGCUCCACGAAUGCGGCCCAUCGAAGCAGCCGGGAAGAUCUAAAGUGUUUGCUUCAUUCGCUGACUCGGAAGCACUCGAGCGAUCUCGAACUCGAACACCAGCGUCAUCUGUCGUCGGACGAUGCGCACGAUCCCGAUUUGGAUCCACGGCUCGAACCACCACCAGCUAUACCGCCAAUCAACGCAACGACGGCUGUGCUAAUGAUGGGUUCAUCGACGAUCGGUCCUACUUCAUCGCGACACCACGCUAACGAUCCGGGUGACGAUCACCACAUGUUACCUCCGGCGGCUCUAGUGGCCGCACGUAUGCCAACUUCACAAACCUUCCCCGCGUUUGUGCCGUCGUCUGCGGGCGGAGACGGUGCCCUCAAGACAACAUCCCUCGAAUCGUCCGCCGAUCCUGUGUUACCGCCGAAGAAAAGCAGCAGCCGCCAUCAACAGCAACAGCACAAACAGCAAAUACAGGUGAACCAACUCUAUCAGUUGUUGCUGGAGAAUCCGCGGUUGGUGGAAAAGCCGGCGAAAUAUCGAACGAAAUCGAUGGAACGAUCGAUCGACGAGUACGGGGCGCCCACGUCGACGGUUAGCAGUGGGUUUGGGACGGGCAGUAGCACCGGGAGCACGUUAACCGGUGCUGAUCGGGCUUACGGCCGGCAUUCGAUGACGAUGGGAGACCUGAACCGGUAG
Anopheles cruzii is the source of this 3627-nucleotide messenger RNA. RefSeq names its product leucine-rich repeats and immunoglobulin-like domains protein 3. The record is from RefSeq and is a predicted model, not a curated record. Gene Ontology annotation, molecular function: protein binding. NCBI's taxonomy places the organism in Eukaryota, Metazoa, Arthropoda, Insecta, Diptera, Culicidae. The transcript is spliced from 6 exons. The coding region runs from base 1 to 3627 and encodes 1208 amino acids.